GCAGAGUCUGAUCUCAGAGAGACUCAGAGAGAGAGAGACAGUGACAGACAGACAAACAGAGAGAGACAGACAGAUAGACAGAGACAGAGAGAGAGACAGAGAGAGACAGACAGACAGACAGACAGACAGACAGACAGACAGACAGACAGACAGACAGACAGACAGACAGCAUGUCUCCCUCCCAGUCCUCACUACUACUGCUACUGCUGAUGGUCUCCUGCUCCUGGGCCACCCACUUUUUAGGAGGAACCAUGACCUUCAACCCCAGAGGGACCAACCCAGACGGAACCUACAGGGUGGACCUCCGUUACAAGGCAGCCCUUCUGUCUCAUGGCUGUUUUUCUGAUACCUGGUUGUGUAUCAGUGGGGACUGUGGGAAUGAGAUCAGUUUAGUGGUUAACACCGUGGACCAGGGGAUAUCUGAGGACUGGUGUCAGACAGAGGGAGUCAUGACUAGACACGUCUCCAAUAACACACAGACCUUUGAUCUGCUAUUGGAUGGCGGAAACUGGAUAGACAAUGAUAAUUCUGUUCGUGCUUGGAGGCUGUGGACUCAUGUGGAUCUUGGGGUCAGGUCUGACACGAAGACAGUCAACCGAUCUCCACAGACCACUGUCGUACCUCUGAUGCGUGUCCCUGCUAAUUGUCCAAGAGAUUUCAACCUGUUGUCGUUUGAUCCAGACGGGGAUGAGGUCAGAUGCAGAUAUGCAGUACCAACGAAUGAGUGUUACACAUCAAGUGACCUUCCUAAUGACUUCACUCUACAAGAGAACUGCACCUUGUCAUUUUGGGGCAACAGUAGUACCACUGGAACAUAUGCAGUUCAGUUAGUGAUGGAGGAUUUCCCGACUCAGUCCAUCUCUCUCUCCUAUACUGACGGAUCUCAAUAUAUCAUGACCUCAAACAACACACUCUGCAAUCUACCUGUUCACUUUGCAGUGAGAGUGGACCCCCCGGUGACAUCCUGUCUGGAGGGGUUGUACCUACCCAUGUUCCUGUCUCCAACACCAGCCCAGGGUGCACUGCUCUACGCCUCUGCAGACCAACCCCUGGAAAUCACUGUCAGAGCACAGGCUACCCGGUCCACGGUUUCAGAGCUGUUGGUGAGUGGGCCUUCCAGUAUCACAGAGAACAGCACUGUCUCAGGAGAGUACCUUCUAAGAUGGACGCCCACUGAGGAUGAGGAGGGAGGGUACUAUCCUGUGUGCUUCAUCGCUCAGGGAGUGAACGACAGUUUCAUGUAUCACUCUGAGCUGCGCUGUUUGAUCGUCAGGGUUGGAAACACAAGUGCCAUCAGAACAACAGAGGAACCAACAACCUCCCCUCUGACAACAAACCUAACGACCUCAGAGGAACCAACAACCUCCCCUCCUCUGACAACAAACCUAACGACCUCAGCGGAACCAACAACCUCCCCUCCUCUGACAAUAAACCUCACAACCACAGCGGAGCCAACAACCUCCCCUCCUCUGACAAUAAACCUCACAACCACAGAGGAACCAACAACCUCCCCUCCUCUGACAAUAAACCUCACAACCACAGAGGAACCAACAACCUCCCCUCCUCUGACAAUAAACCUCACGACCACACAGAUUUCACCUGCACUUCCAACAACCACCCAAACAACUACUGAACUCACAACCACAAAUGUCAGUACGUACGCACCCACAACUACCACAGUGACCACAGCAUCCACAACUUUAAGUGCACACCCAACCACCGAUCUCACAACCCAUAUUGUGGACAGUACAACAACGAGCAGUGGGCCUCGAUACGUUGUUGUACUGAGGAUAAAACUGUCCUCUCUGAUCCCACUAACAGAUGAUUACAUCCGAAACGUGGUUUUACAGCAGCUCCGUGAGGAACUGAUCAGACAAGGGCUGCCAGGGGACUUCGCGCUACGCCUGAGAGCCACCCAUGGGAUCAGUUCCUGAGGGAGGAACAGGAAUUCAGAUCGACAUUCUUCACUCCUACUUGUCUUGUCUUCCUGGUUCUGAUUCUGCAGAAAGUUCUUUUGAAGAAGAAGUGGUUCCUUAUAAUGACAGAAUAUGAUUUGUACUAAUCUCUUGGGACAGACCCACGUAACAUAAAUGAUGGUUUUUGUUCUGGGUUGCCAGGAUUAGUUGAAUGGACUGACAGUGCUUCUGACUGGAUGUUAGUUGAAUGACUAAAAUGUAAAGGAUUUAUGUCUACAAGAAGAAAUACAACAUAAAUAUGUUUGGUAAUGUACAGAGGUAGACUGGGGUUCUUUCCUGUUUGGUAAUGUACAGAGGUAGACUGGGGUUCUGUCCUGUUUGGUAAUGUACAGAGGUAGACUGGG
Messenger RNA from Oncorhynchus masou masou (cherry salmon), 2320 nucleotides. Its product is annotated as mucin-2-like. The transcript is spliced from 11 exons. NCBI's taxonomy places the organism in Eukaryota, Metazoa, Chordata, Actinopteri, Salmoniformes, Salmonidae. The coding region runs from base 171 to 1934 and encodes 587 amino acids. The record is from RefSeq and is a predicted model, not a curated record.